AUGGCUACUCUACCCGUAAUCAUAAUCGGCAAUUUCCGUGAGGUUACCAACGAACAAGGAAACGAUGGUGAUGAUGAUUAUGAUGACUAUUACGAUGACGACGAAGAUGAAGAUGAUGAUGAACCAGAAAAAGAUUACAGCGAAGAAGAAGACUAUGACUAUGAUAAUGAAGGAAACCCAACAGAAUCUGCUAUACUGGCUAAAAAGAAACGAAAACUGACAGAAGCACAUAAGGGUGCGACAGAAAAUGACGAUUCAGGAGAUGAAGGAACUGAAGAAGAUGAUGAGAAAGAAUAUGAAGAAGAAGAAUGCCAAACUUCUGAGGUUGAGACCGGGCCAGAUGAGGAAUAUGAAUCCAGUACCGGCGAUGAAGAUUUAGACGAAGAAGAAAGAGCUGCCAAAAAGGAGAAGAAAUUGGCAGCUCUGGCUGCUGCAAAAGAAUUAAAGGAGAAGAAACGAGAGGAAAAGGCAAAACAAAAAGCUGAAAAAGAUGCCGAAAGGGAAAAGCGGAAAGCCAUGAAGGAAGAAGAAAGAGCUAAGAAAAAAGCAGAAAAGGAAGAAGAAAGGGCAAAAAAGAAAUCAGGAAAAGAACAGAAAAAUGCAACACAGGCUGAACAAGAAAAGAAGACUGCAGAAAGAAAAAAGAAGAAAGAGAAAGAAAAUCAAGGAAAAACGAAUGAUGAGGAUACUGAAGAGUCAGAUUACGAAUCUGAAGAAUUUUCUGACAGUGACGAAACUGAGGAGAAGCAAACAAAAGAAAACACGAAUUCAAAAGACGAUAAGAAGAAUAUUUCAAAAAGGAAGCCAACCAAGAAAUCAUUUAUUGGCGGGGCAGUUCUGUCUACUGUCAAUGAAAAAAUAAUACUGAAAAAGAAAAAGAAUUUAGCAAGAGUAACAAGAAAAGAAAGUCUACAGAAAAGGACAAACAGAAGAUCAAUAAAACUAGAAAACGAUACAGUGAUAGUGAUGAACUCUGAUGACAGUGAGGCAGACUAUUACGAGGACUGGAAUCCAGAUGCAGAAGAUAACCCAGAAACGAAUGUAACACGAGUUAAUGUAAAGGAUAAGAAUGAUGAAAUAGAACAAAGUGAUGAUGAAAAUGGUAACAAUUCUGGAAAUAAAAAGAAAAGAGCAAAACAGAAUGAUGACAAGGCGACUGACGUGAAAGUUAGAUCGGCGUCCGAAGUUAAGGUUAAACGAGCGAGAAAACAAAGCCGUGACAAAGGUAAAAAUACUGAUAAGCGAAGUCAUGACAAAGGUGAAGAUACUAACAAUGAAGACGAUUCAGACUCGGAAGUAGACUCAGAAGAUUCUGAUAAUUAUGACAGUGAUGAUGAAUACGACAGCGACGAUAAUGAAAAUGCAUCUUCAGACAAAGGACUUAACAAGAAAGAUUACAUCAAUUCAGAAGCAAAGCACAUCAAACAAAAGAAAGGUAACAAUCUGCGUAAAAACAUGUCGGAAUAUUCGGGACGUGGAUCAUCAGUAUCUAGUGAAUGGGGAGACGACAGUAGCAAACAAAUAAAAGACACGAAUAAACCCGUCACCAGUACAGAUAACAAGAAAACAAAAACAGGCUUCUUUUCAAGUUUAUCCGGAAAGCCUAAUAAAACAUCUGACGGCAAGAAAAAUAGAAACGAAAAUAAGGCUGUGUCUUUUGGUGGAGCAAGUACAAGGCAACAUUUGAAUAAAUCGAAUGAAUCCAACGACUGGGAAAGCGAAGAUGACAACACUGGUAAUAAUCCAAAUACAAAUUCUAAAGAUGACAAUAAGUCGGGCAAAUCUGGAUUCAGUGGAGGUUGGUUCGGUAACGGAAAAGGAGGCUAUACAACAGGGUAUAAUAAAACAACUGACUUUGGUGACUGGGGUAGUGAUGAUAACGACGAUACUAACAUAAAUCAUGCUCCGGUUAAGAAUGGAUAUUCAAACUCUUAUACAAGUGGUUUUGAUACACAAGAUAGAAAUACAAUUUCAGCACAAACUGCGGGAAAUAUACCCGGAGCAAACAAUAUGUAUUUAAAUCAGUCUGGAAGCAAUGGUCUGGGCAAUGGAAAUCAGAACUGUCCUAUUAAUUAUGAGCAAAAAGCACCUUACAAUUAUACAGGCACGUUGCCCAAAAGUAACGUUGGCCUUACUGGAAAUGGAAAUGCUGAUACUUUUCCAAUUAACCAAAUGAACUCUAAUAAAAAUCCGUCUAACAACCAAUAUUCAACAGUUAACAGUAACCCGUAUUCUUCCGCGCACGAUAAUCCGUUUAUGUCAUCCCACAACAAUUCAGCAAGUCAAUAUCCCAAUUCUGCGACAAAUGGUACUAGCAAUCCGUAUCCAUAUAUGAACAGCAGUCAAUAUUCCUCCACAAACAAAAAUCCGUAUUCCUCCACAUACGGUGGAAAUAAUGCAUCUGCGAAUACACACAAUAAUGACGAUGCAAAACCUGAUGAAAGGAGUAAAUUUAAUGCUCUCUUCAAUUCACGCUCACGGAAAAGAAAAGCGCUAAAUCGGGUAAAUAACAAUGUAGCCAGUAAUAAUGCUAUAGGUACAGCCGCUAUAGGCGGAAUUCCUAGUAACAAUUAUGGUGAUGGAGAAGAUAUAUUCGCAAAAACUGACUCUACUGGUAACCAUACUGGACAGGCUGGCAUGCAAAAUAAAAAUGUAAAUGGACUUGGACAAACUGAUGCAAUUAAUCACGGACAUUCAGAUAAGUCAAACAAUGGUUUGAAUCAAAAUAGGCAGUUUGGUGAAAAUGAUUACAGAACUUCAAAUGGAAACGGAAACUUUGAUUCUUCCAACCAGGCAAGGCAGUUUGGUGCAAAUAACGGAGCAUCGGAUGGAAAGGGAAACUUUGGUUCUUCUAACCAGGGAGGACAGUUUGGUGCAAAUUACGGAACAGCGAAUGGAAACGGAAACUUUGAUUCUUCCAACCAGGCCAGACAGUUUGGUGCAAAUAACGGAACAUCGAAUGGAAAGGGAAAAUUUGGUUCUUCCAACCAGGGAGGACAGUUAGGUGCAAAUUACGGAACAGCGAAUGGAAACGGAAACUUUGAUUAUCCGAACCAAGGAAGGCAGUUUGGUGCAGAUAACGGAACAUCGACUGGAAACGGAAAGUUCGGAGCUUCCAAUCAAGGCAGACAAUUUGGUGCAAAUAAAGGAACAUUAAAAGGAAAUACAAACUUUGGUAGUUCUGGCCAAGGUUUGUAUGGUGGUGCAAUAAACAAUCCAAAUGGUCUGAAUGGUGCAAGUAACAAUGCAAAUUCAAAUUUACUUGACAGUGCUUCUAAUCAAAAUGGACAAUUAGGUGAAUUAAACAGUGCAAAUGGUAAAAACUCGUUUGGUGCAUCGAACAAUACAUCUGCUGGAAAUGGACAAAUGGGUGUUUCAGGUAACGGACAAUUCUCAAAUCAACCUCAGAAUUAUGGUUUGCCAAAUAACAUAAAUGGACAAAGAAAUGUUUUAAACGGAAAAUAUCCAUCAGAAAAUCAGACCAGUUCACAACUAUUUGCCAAUCCUGGAAAUGGUCCAGUUAAUAACAGAAAUGCAAAUGAUCCGUUUCCAAAUGUUACAAAUGACAGUAAUGCAUUGGGCAAAGGAACAAACAAUAUGAAUAAUGGAAAUAAGUCAAAGAAACUUGUAAGCUUCCGAAAUGAUGCGUCUUUACCAUUUGGUGGUUCCGGAGAAAAUAGAGGCAAUUACCUAGGAAAUAACGGAAAACCUGGACUGGAGGUGGAUGGUUCAGCAGGAACAACUGGAAAAAAUGGAGACACUGGUACUAAGCCACAUAGAAAUACUGAUGCUAUCACGACUGAUGCUGAUAUAGUGCUGCCAAAUAAUAACAGUAAUAAGCAACCGCGCUCCCCGGCAGGAAAGUUCAUUGUCAACAAACCAGCAUGGAACAAAACAAAAUCUGGAAACCCAAAUACCGAAAAGAGAAAAGGUUCGAAAACACCGGUAGAGGAACUUGUUAAUCGUAAAAGACGAUUAUCCCUGCAAGAACCAGAGCCUGUGUUUAGAACAGACAGACUGGCAAAGAAAUUCCCGUUCUUGGGCAGUAGUGAUCAAAGUAAUGCUACAGAGACAAGCGGCAAAGGACGUAAUACAAAUCCAAACGACGGUAUGCGGAAAAAUCAGAGUGAUUCAAAUCUUAUUAACCUGUUAGGCAAAGGAAAACCAUUAGGUGACAAUAUGGGUAAAAUUCCGUCAAAUCCAGACAAACCCUCCACAGAAAAGGAUGGCAAAAGUUUCGCAGACUUAAAUCCUGAAACACGUGAUAAAGUUUUUUACGGUUUUGGUGUAGGAAGGUGGCGUAAGGUCGCUGCUAAAUGGUUAAACACGUGGAAAAUGAAGCGAAGACCCGUAAAAACGGCAAAUUCAUCAUGGGAUUAA
Molecule: messenger RNA, 4380 nt
Organism: Mercenaria mercenaria
Lineage: Eukaryota; Metazoa; Mollusca; Bivalvia; Venerida; Veneridae
Exons: 5
Coding region: 1-4380 (1459 amino acids)
Source: RefSeq, a predicted model, not a curated record